This is a messenger RNA of Spirometra erinaceieuropaei, 618 nucleotides long. Lineage: Eukaryota; Metazoa; Platyhelminthes; Cestoda; Diphyllobothriidea; Diphyllobothriidae. The record is from the annotation of a GenBank genome assembly.
AUGCGCAUCCACGAGAGCGGAAUUGACCGCUCUCCCGACUCACCCAUUACGCCAAACCCCACUGCUACUUCAUCACCCAAAGAGCGCACCACCGUCAUCGCGGCUGACACCGCCACCGCCGACUUCACCUGCCCACACUGUCCACGCACAUUCACCUCUCGCAUCGGCCUGGUCGGCCACUUGCGAAUCCAUCUCACAGAGACUGGCGAACCAGUGUCUGGAGCCCCAACCUAUACCCACCACGCUCGACUCAACUGCCCACGCUGCCCUCGCACUUUCAGGCAUCGCAUGGGCCUAUUAGGCCACAUGCACAUCCACGAGAGCGGAAUUGACCGCAAUUCCGACACACCCACCACAUCCAUCCCAUCCAACAUGCCCAACCCCAUCCUCGCUCCAUUGCCCUGCGCGCCCAUCACCACCGCCUCCUCUGUAGCUGACACCGACACAAUCGACUUCUCAUGCCCACACUGUCCGCGCACAUUCACCUCACACACCCGCCUGGUUGGUCACCCACGAAGACUGGCGAACCAGUGUCUGGAGCAACAACAUACACCAGACGCACUCCAUUCAACUGCCUGCACUGCCCGCACACAUACGGCCCUCUAUGGGUCUGCUUGA